Fusarium odoratissimum NRRL 54006 is the source of this 3875-nucleotide messenger RNA. RefSeq lists its product as uncharacterized. Lineage: Eukaryota; Fungi; Ascomycota; Sordariomycetes; Hypocreales; Nectriaceae. The transcript has 3 exons. Gene Ontology annotation, biological process: proteolysis. Gene Ontology annotation, molecular function: protein binding; aspartic-type endopeptidase activity. Bases 674 to 2008 code for a protein of 444 amino acids. The record is from RefSeq and is a predicted model, not a curated record.
CCCUCAUUUGGGGUAAGCCAUAAGAAAAACUCCUUGUUCUUGUGACAACAUAUGAAACCAUUGUGAGAAGCUGAAUGAUCCCUUAUAAUUCUUGCGGUUGUCCGGAGCUACAGUUGCUCUUUAUUAAGCAUCAAGCAGCAUAACUACCCCUCCGGCGGAAGCGGCAGCGGCAGCGGCCCCUCCAAUAGCUCCAACAUUAGCCAGUAGCUUGCUUGAACUUUAUGUGCAACUGCCUGCACCAGCCUGCACCAGCCUGCACCUGCAUCUAUCUCCAUCUUCAUCUGUUCUUUCCUCUCCGAUCUUUUUUUUACACCAACCAACCUCGCGCACUAAAUUCACGAUAAUUUUCACUUCAACCUUCUUCAAUCUUCUUCGACUUAUUGCUUACCACAUCAACUUGCUUUUCUUAGGCACUUUGGGCUCCUAUUUUUGAAGAUCCCUAGUGGGUACCUUACCUCAGGAGCUGUUACAGUCUUCUGUUUACCUAGUAGGUAGCUAGUUGUCUGGGCUUUCUUUUCUUAGCCACCCUCGUGGCCACGCCUACUCCUCUCUUCUCACGACCAGCCACUUUCUUGAGAACCCUCGACGAUAUUCUUUCGUCCUCUCUGGCCCAAACUUAAACAUUUCAAACAUACACACGAAAAAUAUCAGACGAGCAACAACAGACACCACAAUGCGCAUCACCCUUAACAUAUUCAACCCCCAGGCUGGGGAGCAGGAUAGCCUGCUCACCCUCGAGAUCUUUCCCGACAUGACACUCGCGACCCUUCGCGAGUCUAUUCAGGCAGAAUCAACUGUUCCUCCAACCUCACAGCACAUCUACCACAACGGCCGCCUAAUUUCGGAUGAUACCCAGACUAUGGAGCAGCUGCAGAUUGUGGAUGGAGAGAUGUUGGCCGUACACGUCAGAGAUAUGCGAGGAAGUACUGGUGUACCCGAACAAGCUCGACGCCCCCAGCCUAGGAGACCGGCCCAAAACGAGCAAGACCCUGAGCUCAUCCGCCUUCAGAUUCUUGGCCAGCCUGCCCUGAGACAACAGCUGCAGUCACAACACCCAGAACUGGCUGCCGCAGUUGACAAUCCUGCUCGUUUUGCACAAAUCUUCCAUGACAGCCAGAAUCGAGAGCAACGCGAGCGCCAGGAACGACAACGGGAGAUCGAGAGACUGAACGAUGACCCUUUCAACGUUGAGAACCAGAGAAAGAUUGAGGAGAUGAUCCGACAGGAGCGAGUUAUGGAGAACUUGCAAAAUGCUAUGGAACACAACCCCGAAGUUUUUGGAAGAGUUCACAUGCUCUACGUCGAUGUUGAGGUCAAUGGUCAUCCAGUCAAGGCGUUUGUUGACUCCGGUGCUCAAGCCACUAUCAUGUCUCCCUCGUGUGCUGAGGCUUGUGGCAUAAUGAGACUGAUCGAUACUCGAUUUGCUGGUGUAGCUCACGGUGUCGGAACAGCAAGAAUUAUCGGCCGUGUUCAUUCUGCCCAGAUCAAAAUCGGAAACCUGUUCCUCCCCUGCAGCUUUACUGUCAUGGAGGGCCGAUCAGUUGACCUCUUGCUUGGUCUCGACAUGUUGAAACGACACCAGGCCACUAUUGAUCUUGCUAGAGACAAGCUCAUUAUCCAAGGUGAAAUGAUCCCCUUUUUGGGAGAGGCCGAGAUCCCCAAGGCGGAAGAGGAGGCGGCUGCACAGGAACCAACUUUGCCUGGUCCCGAUGGCACAGCAAUCGGACAACGUACCGGAGCCGUUGUGCCUCCUGGCCAGCACCAACAGCAGAUCCCUGCCAGACCGCAAGCCGCUCAGUCUGCACCAUCCCCUGCUGCAGCUGCAGCUCCCGCCCCCUCCGCACCCCAAGCGCCUCCUGCUGCACAGUCUGCUCCGACAACAACAAACAUCUCUCCACAAGCGAUCGAGAGCCUUAUCUCGAUGGGUGCCACUCGUGAGCAAGCUAUUCAGGCCCUCCAGGCCGCAGAGGGCGAUCCGGAUGUUGCUGCUGGGUUGAUUUUCUUUUAGUGGCGUGAACACUACCUCACACUGGAUGGUGACAUGGAAAGAUAAAAAUCAAUAACAUGGAGGAUCGUAAUGAUAGAUGAGUAUCCAUCUAUCCCGUGUUUUAGCGGGCGGAUAGAAAGAUUUCAUUGUCUACAAAUGGGGAUGGGAUGGUUAGGGCACCGGCAUGACCAUUUCGCUAUAAUGCGGCAUGAUGCUUUGGAGUAUUAAGAUACAAGGAUUAAACGUAGUUAUGAAGUACAAAUUGCUCAUCAGCUUUUGGUGCGGGUAUUGCUCAUCGCAGUAACUAAUCUAUGAAACCAUCCCCCCUCUCUCUGCUGGUUAAAUUUACCGGAUCUUAUAGACGCAAGGCUUCAAGACAGAAGCUUCGUUAAAUUCUGGCUGCUCAUCGAUGGGAUCUAUCCUGCGGAUGAUGCCCCUCUUACCCUUGGGAGCCUCCUGCUCCUUGACAUGCUUUCCCUUUGUGGGCGAUGCUCCUUUGAUGAAGUGCAUCUUGACAAACAUCUUGUUGGACAAAUCGAUCGCCUCUCUAUCUCCCUGAAGAACAAAACCGCGUGACCUGAGCACCUCGACGAACGCUGAUACGUCUGUCUCACGGCGGCGAUCAUCCAUACCGUCGACCUCUACGGCCAGAUCCUCAUCAUGCUCGGCAUCGUUAUCAGCGCCCUUUUUGCCUUUCUUGCCAGCCAUUGCGUUCUUCUUGCGGUUGCCAACACUGUGGGUAACGGGGGCGUUCUUAUUUCGGAUGGGACCAAAACGGCUCUUGAUCUCAGCAACCCAGAGCUCACCCUUCCAGUGGAGAAUACGGUAGGCCUCCUCGAUGAAAUCGACCCAGUUGGUGCCCAUAAGAGCGAGACAAAAGACAGCAACGUUGACGGAACCGUCAGCAAGAGGCAGAUUGGCGAUAUCAGCCUUGGUGACUAGGGGACUUGGGCUCUGGAGAUCGUAGCUUUUGACGUUGACUUUGAGUUUCUUGCCAUCUGACUGAAGAGCCUCCGCGAGACGAGCAUCACCACAGCCAAGAUCAGCAAUAGUACACUCCUGUUGCGUACGAGGUAGCGGUGUCUUAGCCAAAGGAGUAGGAGGGGCUCCAGGUCUGCCUUUGCCUUGUUGGCGAACCUUGCCGCGUGCGCGAAUAUCUUUGAGGAAGCUGUCGACGGGGUUCUCAGGCCAGACCUUGACCUGGCGACGAAAACCUUCAUGGUACUCGUCGAACAUCUCGGGGGACUCAUCGAAUAGACUGAAAGCUUCUUCAGAGGGACGGGUGUAGAGUGUCUCGUUGAGGUGGCGGAAUCGAGCUGAGAUGAGCUUCUCUCUCAUCGAAGCUUGUAGGGGAGUGAGCUUGGGAGGAGCGGGAGGCUGAGGUGCUGUCUUUGCGACGACGUCCUUUGCCGGUGAAGUGGUGGUUUCUGUUGAGUCCUCGGUAGACUUCUGUUUUUGCUUCUUCUUUUUGUCCUUCUUCUCCUUCUUAGGUUUGGGCUGCUCAUCAUCAUCAUCACCCUCCUUCUUAUCCUCCUUCGUCUCCUCGCCCUCCUUCAGCUUCUCAUCCUCACCAUCCUUAGCCUUCUUCUGCUUCUUCUGCCUCUUGGCAGCCUUUUCAGGCUUGGGUUGCUCGGUCUUCUUUCCCUCAAUCACGGACUCCCAAAGAUCAGCGACAGUUGAAGGUGUGACAUUCUCAGCAGCGCUGUUGUUGUUGCGCUUGCGCUUAUUGGAUUUUUUGCCGGGCGCGCUGUUACUAUUGUUUUUGCCGGGGGCUUCAGAUUUGAGGCCGUCCGCUGAGACGGACCAUCCUGGAACAGCAAACAUUUUUGAUUGGAAGUGAUUAAAUGUUUGGUUGUGGUUGAUGAGUUUGAUGCUGAUGAAGUUUCGC